CUUUUCGGUUUUUAAAAAAUCUAUUUAUUCUCCUUUAAAUCCAUCCCCGGAUCGAUGCUGGUGCCAAACUAAAUUUCAACAGUUCCUUUUGUGAAAAAAAUUUCUCUCACUCCUUCUCCUUCGUCUCUUUUAAAGUUUCAAUUUCCGAGCUUCGUUGGCUUCACGACGAGCUUCGCUCUCUCCACCUAAAAUGGCGACUGAAACUCCUCCUUCUCUUCCUCCGUACCCAGAGAUGAUAAUGAAAGCUCUGGAGGCUCUGAACGAACCCAAUGGUUCGAACAAAUCGUCGAUCGCGAAGCACAUAGAGACCACCUACAGCGACUUGCCGGCGACCCACUCCACGUUGCUGUCUCACCAUCUGAACAGGAUGAAGGACGCCGGGGAGCUUGUGUUCGCCAAGAACAACUACAUGAAACCCGACCCGAAUGCUCCACCCAAGAGAGGCCGGGGCAGGCCACCCAAGGCCAAGGCUCCACUGCCUCCGGGUACCGUACUUUCUCCGCCCCGACCCAGAGGCCGUCCACCCAAGGACCCGAAUGCCUCGUCCAAGCCCAAAACCUCAACCGGCAGCGGCAGGCCCAGAGGAAGGCCCAAGAAGGUGGCCCGAACUUCACCGGAAACUGGGCCAGUUGUGAGUCGGGGCAGAGGCCGGCCGCCGAAGGAGAAGCCCACUCUGACGGAAGUGAGCGUUGAACAAUAGGCUUAUGAAUUAGGGGUAGUGUUCUUUUUUUUCUCCUUUUUCCUUUAUUCUUCUUUCUCUCGCUGUGGUGAAGUGGAUGUGGUAGUUUGUGUUGGUGUAAUUGUGGUGUAAAAUUUGUGUAGCCGUAGUGUAGUUUUAGUGGGAGUUCGCUGAUGAAGAGGCAUCCUUGUUGGUUUUCUAAUUAUCAUAGACGAGAAAAUGACUUGAUUUAAUGAUAUCAUUCUGGGUUCUAAUUUCUAA
Neltuma alba is the source of this 940-nucleotide messenger RNA. Its product is annotated as HMG-Y-related protein A-like. The record is from RefSeq and is a predicted model, not a curated record. Gene Ontology annotation, molecular function: double-stranded DNA binding; nucleosomal DNA binding. Gene Ontology annotation, biological process: negative regulation of DNA recombination; nucleosome assembly; chromosome condensation. The transcript is spliced from 2 exons. Bases 191 to 700 code for a protein of 169 amino acids. NCBI's taxonomy places the organism in Eukaryota, Viridiplantae, Streptophyta, Magnoliopsida, Fabales, Fabaceae. Gene Ontology annotation, cellular component: nucleosome; nucleus; chromatin.